Molecule: messenger RNA, 246 nt
Organism: Dibothriocephalus latus
Lineage: Eukaryota; Metazoa; Platyhelminthes; Cestoda; Diphyllobothriidea; Diphyllobothriidae
Source: the annotation of a GenBank genome assembly
AUGGCCAGGAUCGAGAAGAUGUAUGAAGAGCCUCCACUGAUGCGCUCUUACCCUCGACUACCGACUGACUCCCAGCUGGAGGCUGAAAGUAACAGCCGUGUCACCUGUCAGGCACCUCUCAUUGAAGCUCUCCUCGGAGAGCCGGGUCUUGUACACAGGUCCAGAACUGGCCUUGUCUGCUGUCGAGCUCUGCCCUCUUCUAUACGAACCAUGCGUCCCUUCCCAGUUCGACGCAUCCGACCACAG